Pogoniulus pusillus (Red-fronted tinkerbird) is the source of this 6690-nucleotide messenger RNA. Its product is annotated as E3 ubiquitin-protein ligase NRDP1-like. Gene Ontology annotation, molecular function: zinc ion binding. The transcript has 6 exons. The record is from RefSeq and is a predicted model, not a curated record. The coding region runs from base 294 to 1160 and encodes 288 amino acids. NCBI's taxonomy places the organism in Eukaryota, Metazoa, Chordata, Aves, Piciformes, Lybiidae.
GCGGUGAGCGGGCCCUGCGGGAGCGGGGAGCGGUGAGCGAGCCCUGCGGGAGCCGUGAGCGGACCCUGCGGCCGCUGCGGGGCUGCUCCCGCGGCGGGGGCCGGUAGCGAGUCCGGCGCGGGUGGCCUGUGCGGAGCUGGGCUGUGCUGCGGGAAGCCUUGUGCGGGGGCUUUGGCGUUUGUCAGGGGUCGUUGGGCGUCGGCAGGCCUGGCGCUUGUAUCUUCAGCAGCCCCUGCGCUGGACUCUUGGUGGCUGCGCCGUCCGGGCGAGAAGGCUGAAGGUGUGUGGAGAGCAUGGGUUAUGACAUAGACCGGUUUGUUGGCUACGUUAACGAAGGGCUGUUGUGCUCCAUCUGCCGCGAUGUCUUAGAAGAUCCCUUGCAGGCUCCUUGUGAACAUGCUUUCUGUACUGCUUGCAUACAUGGGUGGCUUGUUCACCACAGCAACUGCCCUGAAGACAGACAGAUGAUUGAUGUAUCUCUGCUGCGACCUCUCUACAGGUAUAUGAAAAACGACCUGAACCGUCUGCAGCUGCAUUGCAAAAACAGAGAGUACGGCUGUGAAAUGGUUUGUUCUCUGGAGUCUAUAGACAGGCAUGAAAGGGAGUGUGAGUACAGUCAGAUACCUUGCUCCAAUGCUGGCUGCACAGUCCACAUCGAGCGGCGUAACCUGGACAGACACCUGGCAGUAUGCGAGUACCGGAGCCGCGAGUGCCCCAACGGCUGCGGUUACACCAUCCUCAGCGCAGAGGACACGCAGCACAACUGUGUGGCAGAGCUGAGGACUGAGCUGGAGCUGCUUCGGUCAGAAAUGAUCUGCAGAGUGGAAGAGGCAAAGCAUGAGAUGGAGUCAAGGUUAGAUUCACAGAGAAGACACAUGGUCCAAAAAGAGAGUAUUUUGCAAAAUGAAAUUGAGGAGCUAAAGAGCCAGAUGUCACGAAUGAUGUCGGACGUGCGCUCUCUGAUGGCUGCAGAGAGACAGCACCGCCAGGAGCUGGAGCAGGCCGAGCUGGAGAAACGGGAGCUGAUGGAGCUGCUGAGGGGGUUGCAGAAGGACUGUCGAGGAACUACCACAGAAGGAAGCAGGAAGCUAACCAAUUUCCGCCCUCUGACGCGGCUGGAGAGCGUGAAACGAAAGCCUAGGGAAGUCACAGUUAUCUAAAGAGAAGUAAGCUCAAGGAGCAGUCUGUUCCCAUUUCUCUCACCACCUGGCAAACUUUUCUACUUGGUAAACUUUGCAUCAUUUCUGAUUUCCUUCCUUUUGGUUGGGUUUGGUUUUUUUUAAAUCUAGAUUUCCACUUUGUCUCCUUUCAUGGCAUGAAAAGAAACAGGAGAAUUUUCUCCUGGGGAACACAGGGCAUUAGAACCAGUGACUGGUAAAUAACACUUUGAGCUAUUUUUGUCAUGAUAAGGGGGAAGGAGACUUUGAUUUGUUAUCUCUGCAGGGAAUUAUUUACAGGAGUCUUUCAAACCAGAGCCUUUUAAAGAGAAAGAUACUUAAAGGGUGUUUCUCUCCUGGUCUUUUAUAGUUCGUUUAAGUCUGGUUCAUGCUUAUAAGUGAAGUGGAAAGAAAAUGUGAGCAUCAGUAAUAAUAAUUAAGUAGUAAUUUUAGGAAGCAAGUGAUAGAAUUAGUAAGUCAGUAAUAGAAAUGAAAUAGGUUGUGUUUGUUUAGAGUCUGUUUCAAAGGUGGAAAGAAAGCACUUUAAAUUGUAUUGCUACUGCUCUACAACAGCUUCAGGUGAGACUGACUUUUACUUCAGAGCUUCUCUAAUUUCCUAGGCUAAUACACACUUUAAAGGCUAAUAGCAAAGCCCAAGGCCACGUCACCUAAAAAAAAACCUUUUGAAACAGAUGUGUGAGCAACUUGGAGCUUGUAGGGGGGGUUCCACAUUUAUUUAAAGCUUUUAUCUGUGAAAGAACAGCUGUUUCUGGAGGCUCCUUUAAGCCUAAGAGCAACCCACUUGGCACUCAGCAGCUUUAAAGCAUAACUCAAUUCCUAGAGUGUCCUUCAUUUUCUUUUGGCAGGUCGAGGGCUACUUGAACACUGAUGCCCACAACUAGACAGAUGUUUGUGCAGUCACUUGGACUUCAUAAAAUGAUAGAAUGGAUUGGGUUGGAAGGGAUCUCCAAAGGUUGGCUAGUCCAAGGCCCCUGCAGUGGGCAGGGACAUCAGACAUCUUUAUUAGUGCUCAAGUGUGCAGUUGUGUCAGAGCUGGGAUUUUUUUAACAGAUUCACAAGUAGCCCUUCAGGACUGCAUGAGAAAUCUCUGCAGCUCAAAACCUUAUUACUAAACCUCUCCCACAGCCUCUUCAUGUUGGUCUCAGUGGUAUCACUAAGCCAUAUUCUGUCUGUUGCAGCUCUUCAGUGGAGUAACCAGGCAAGAACCUUGGCCUCCUGUUUACUGAACGUGCUAAAUCAGUUUUGAACUUUCAGGUGCAACAAUCUGAAUAAGCUAAUUUUGUAGUUUAGAAAGCAAAUACAUUCCUGUGCUUGCCUUGGCACCCAGAGCAAUGCUUCCUGGCUAACAGCAUAACCAAAGACAGGCAGCAGCCUUCUGCAGCAGGUGCACUACGCAAUGGAGAUCUGCAGCCAGAGCUGCCUUAAUUGCUGGCAUUAAUAAAUCCUCCUAACUCUCUGACUUCUGCAGUACUGAUUUCACAGUACUGAAGCAGAUGUGCACAUGUUCAGGUCUUGUUUGUUGAAAAAAUGAUAGAAAUAACCCUUCUGUAAAAGUUUUGGGGUUCUGAAAGAAAACAAUCUUAGAGAAAGCUGUGUCCAAACAUUUCCUUGCUUUCAGUCCUUGUAUUUGAGAGUAAGUCACAACCAUCGAUGGUGUUCAGGUCACUGCAGCAGUCUCACCAGCUCAAAACAUAGCACAGCUCUGGAGCAGCCAUAUUUAACAAUCUCUACCUGUGAAACACAGCUCUUAACAGCAGCUGGCAGAAGCAAGGGGGUUUUUGUUCCUCCUUUCAAGUAGACUGGCAAUCCUUUUUAUAAAGGCUAAGGAUCCAGAUGUUGUAGUGGGCCUGGUGCAAAUGAAGACAUUCACUUGCAAAUGCUGCUUCCCUAGAAGCAGGGGCUCCUUACAGCUUAGGCUUAUGUGAGAGACACUGCUGGAAGUGCAUGGUGGAGGGCCCCAGCACUGAAUUCCUGCUGUUAGCAUCCUCUUAACUAAAGCACACUGGAAUCAAUUCCAUUUCCUCCCAAGUGGAGCUGUAAUUUGGUUCACACUAACCACUCACAUCCAUCAGCGUGCACAUUAAAGCUGGAGGUAGAAGGUAGCAAUGCUUUGUGUUCUCAGUAGGCUGCUGGUGUCUGUGGGACUCCAUUGCAGCAUUCACUCUCCUUUUGAAGCUUCUUGGCAACACCAGAUUUCAUGUUCUUGGAAUCAGUCGGUGCUUCUCUGUGUGCUCUAACUGUAUGCUUCUGUGAUGUGAUUUUUAUCUACGUUGCUUAAUGCAUCAGGAAGAAAAUGACUUCAAAAUUCUGGAGAUGCCAGCUGGGCUGGAUCACCUUCCCCAGGCUGCAGGGCAGUGAUGGUCACCCAACCUUUUAAAAGCAAGUUACUAGCUCUCUGCUUUCUCUGCAUUUGUUUUAGGAAUUCCAACCACUUAUAACUAAAUUCCCUCCAGUAGAGGAAGGUAGUGGUUAAUAUUUACUUAGCACUUGGUCUGCUGUCUGUCCUCUAAGUGACAAACAUGAAACUGGGUGAGAAGAGACGUUCUGAGUGGUAAGGAGGGACUUUCUGCUGUGCAAUCUGUGCAGCUUCUGGUCACCAGCUCUGGAGAGUUUGAACUUUCCAGUGUGGAAAUUCAUAGAUUCAUAGAAUGCUUUGGGUUGGAAGGGACCUUCAGGAUCAUCCAGUUCCAACCCCCCUGCUAUGGCAGCGACACCUUCCACUAGCCCAGGCUGCUCAAGGCCUCAUCCAGCCUGGCCUUGAACACCUCCAUCCAUGACCUCCCUGGGCAACCUGUUCCAGUCUCACCACCCUCACUCUAAACAAUUUCUUCCUAAUCUGCACUCUAAACCUGUCCCACUCAAGCUUCAAUCCAUUCCCUCUUGUCCUAUCACUGCAUGCCCUUCUGAAAAGUCCCUUCCUGGCUUCCUUGUAGCCCUGACCUUCAGGUACUGGAAGGCUGCUCUAAGGUCUCCCCGGAGCCUUCAGGCUGAACAGCCCAAACUCUCCCAGCCUGUCCCUACAGUGGAGGUUCUCCAGCCUCUGAUCAUCUUUGUGGCCCCCUCUGAACCUGCUCCAGCAGCUCCCUCUUGUGCUGGAAGCACUAGAACUAGAGGUAGUGCUGCAGGUGUGGUCUCGGCAGAGGGAAACAAUUCCCUCCCUGUGCUUCUGGUCUCCCUCCUCUGGAUGCAGCCAGCACACAGCUGCCUGCUGGGCUGCCAUUGACCAGUGCUGCCUCAUGGGGAGUUUGUCACCAACUGACACCCCAAGUCUUUUUCCUCCACACUGCUCUUGAGCCAUUCCUUGCCUAGCCUGGGUUUGUGGCAACGCUUUGGUACACCUGCUGCUGAAUGACCUUGUCAGCUCAGGCUUCCUUUAGCAGCCAAGCACUUGCAGAGGUGUUUUAAAUGGACACACAGAGCAACUAACAGCAUCAGAGCCCUCCAGGUACGUUAGGAUGAAUCCCAUUCCUCUGUGCUGAUGACUGUUCUGCACUGAAGGUUUUCCUCUGGGAAUGAACCACUCACAAGGUGGUGUGUGCUGAAGUAUGGUUCUCAUGUUACCUGGCUUACAAUUAACUAGGCUGAAACUGAAUAGCUCCUUAUCUUCUUAUUUUAUCUACUCCUAGAUUUUCCAGGCUCGUGGAUUACUCAGCUCUUAACAGCAGCUGGCAGAAGCAAGUUUUUUUUUACCUCCUUUCAAGUAGUCUGUCAAUCCUGCUUAGGAAAACUGAGGAUCCAGAUGUUGUAGUAGACUUGGUGUAAGUGAAGGCAUUCACUUGCAAGCACAGGGUCUUCUUAGGGCUUAGGCUUGUGUGAGAGCCACUGCUGGAUGUGCAUGAUAGAGGGCUCCAGCACUGAAUUCCUGCUGCUAGCAUUCUCUUAUCUAAACCACACUGGAAUCAGUUCCAUUUCCUCCCAAGUGAAGCUGUGCUGACAACAAGCUGAACUGUAACUCAAGUGGUCCAGUAACCAUGCACACAGUUGUGGUACUCUUAGUUGCUUCUGUUACCACUUUGGAGACAGAAGAAGGCAGCAGUCUGGGGAGCAAUGUGAAGCUGAGAGAGGAAGGUGCAAGUGCAGUCUGCCUUCCCUCAGCCCAAGAGCAGCAAGGCAGAUGCACCAGCCUGUGCCAGCAGCUAACUGACCCACUCUGAACUGCUAGCUGGUGGCACUGGAGUUAAUGGAGCAUUAGCAUUAGAAGGAGAUUAAAUCCUUGUGCACAAGAUGUAAUCAUCAUAGGCUUGGAAGAGUCACAAAAAACCUUGAAGAGAGCAAGCUGCUAAGACUACAGGGUAUUAGGAGGUGCUGAGAAAAUCCUUAUCCUAGGUGAAAUUGGGCGGGAAAGAAUAAGGAUUCUUUAAUAAGAAUGCUAAGUUUUCAUUAAUAAGAUGCUAAGUUUGUCUCUGAAGGCAAAUCAAUUUCUUCAUGCUGCAGGACCAAGAGGCCAGUUACAAACACAGGUAAGCUGUUUCCCUUGCAGACUUCUUCACUUGAGAGGUCAAGUUGAAGAUAAACCAUUUGUUUCCUCUGUUUUCCUUCAGCAUUAAAGCUGCAUUCCCUGCUCUCCUGCACUCCCCCUAGAGUAACAAAUGGUCAGUCUUGCUGCUCAGGUUCCUUCACUUGGAGCAGGAACAAUCAUUUUGGAAAGAGCUUCCAGCAGGCUUAGAUCCGAGUUUCAACACAAGGUGUGGAACUGAGAACUAUGCAUCUGAGUCAGGCGCAGGAGGGGCAAGGAAGAAUGUUGGUGGACAACCUAAUGAGGGGGACAGGCUGUAGUUAGGAUAAAUCUACUACUGGAACAGCAGUCUCACAGGAGAGAAAUGAAUUGAGCAGCAGACAUACAAGAGCUACUCACCAGCACAGAAAGGAGUUGAAAGACAGGCAAGCAGAACACCCAGCAGAGUGAAGCACUUGGCCAAAAGCAGUUUGGUCUCUCUUGUUCUUAGGUGUUUUAAUGAAUUUCAGUCACAGAAUGGCUCAGGUUGGAAGGGACCUCAGAGAUCAUCUACCCCAACCCUCCUGCCACAGGCAGGGACACCUCUCAAUUAGACCUGGUUGCCUAUCCCAGGUGGCAAAGCUUUCUUUUAUAAAGGGGUAGCCUUGCAAAUUUCCCUUUCCACCAGCUGCCCUCUGGGAUGUUUCUGGCAUGGUGCUUUUCAGCAGCCCUUUUCCUCAGCAGUGCUAGGGAGGGAGCAGUACUGGCCUUGCCUUUCUCCUGUCCUGCUUGCCAGCUGAAACAGGGUAGGUCAGAGAGAUCACACCACAUAGAUAGAUGCCUUUUAUAAGGACCUACAAUUCUAUGCAACUUUCUAUUAACAAAUAAACAUUGAACUUGUCUUCCAGCAUUGUGGUUCACUGCCAAUUUUCUACCUUUAUAUACAGUAGAAGGACAAAAAACACUGCUUAACAGAUCUUAACCUGUAGUCUGGAAAAGAAACAGUAACAGUUUGUACCACGUUGAAGUACACUUUGUAUAAAAGUUCAACUAAUAAAGGGUCUACACCAUAAUUAA